Messenger RNA from Corapipo altera (White-ruffed manakin), 981 nucleotides. RefSeq names its product dual oxidase maturation factor 1-like. The record is from RefSeq and is a predicted model, not a curated record. NCBI's taxonomy places the organism in Eukaryota, Metazoa, Chordata, Aves, Passeriformes, Pipridae. Gene Ontology annotation, cellular component: endoplasmic reticulum membrane. Bases 1 to 981 code for a protein of 326 amino acids. The transcript is spliced from 6 exons. Gene Ontology annotation, biological process: protein transport.
AUGACACUGUGGAAUGGCUCCUACCCCUUCUACCCCGGUGCCAAUGCCCGUUUCCCCUUUGACACCACCCGGGCUGUCAUCAUCACCAUCUUCCUCUCCAUGUUGGCCACUUUCAUCAUCAUCCUGCCAGGAAUCAGAGGCAGGGGGCGACUCUUCUGGCUCCUGCGGCUGGUGACGGGACUCUUCGUGGGAGCAGUGGUCCUCACCACACAGUUCACCAGGGACUGGGAGACUGGCUGCGUGCAGGCAAACACCUCCUACAAGUCCUUCAGCCGUGCCGUGGUGAAUGUGGACAUUGGGCUGCACAUCGGCCUGGAGGGGGUGAACAUCACACUCAAGGGAAACCCAGUGAAGCAGAUCAAUGAGACCAUCAACUACAAUGAGUACUUUCCCUGGAGCUUCGAUUCAAACUAUGACCGCAGCUACAGUAAGGGGCUGGAGAAGGGGCUGCCCAGCCCCAUCCUCUACGUGGCAGAGAAGUUCACCUCGCAGAGCCCCUGCGCCGUGCACAGGCAGUACCGCAUCUCCGGCCACUACGCCUCGGCCACGCUCUGGUUGGCCUUCUGCACGUGGCUCAUUUCCAUCUUGCUAUUCUCCAUGUCCAUCCUUCUCCAUGGUGGUUACAUGCUUUUGCUCACUGCCGCACUGAUCCUCUUCUCACUGCUCUUCUUCUUCACUGCGAGGAACACCUGCAAGUGCCCCAUCCAGUUUGGCCCAGUUUCCUUGAAAACAGACUAUGGUGAAUCCUUCUGGCUGACAUUAGUGACAGGGCUGCUGUGCCUGCUGCUGGGUUUGGGCAUCAUCAUCCUGAACUCCAUGGAGCCGGAGAAGCUGAAGCUCAUCUUCAACCUCGACAAGAAAAAGGGAGCAGACGAGGUGUGGGACAAGCCCUGCCUGCUGGCCGAGCCCAGCUGCUCCCUGCAGGACGUGUGGAUGGUCCCACCAGCCGAGCUCUCCGAGGUGACAGCCACCCAGCUGUGA